Molecule: messenger RNA, 921 nt
Organism: Meloidogyne enterolobii
Lineage: Eukaryota; Metazoa; Nematoda; Chromadorea; Rhabditida; Meloidogynidae
Source: the annotation of a GenBank genome assembly
AUGCCAUCCAUUUACAAUAACAAUUUAAAUAUUCGACGAAUUUUUAUAUUUUUACAAUUGAGAUUAUUUCAAUUAUUAUUUAUUGUGAAUAUAAGUUUAUUUAUAUUACAAACACCUUUAAUAUUAACCUCAAUUAACGAAAAAAUAAAGAAUAAAAAUCAACAAUUAAUUAACAACAAAGAAAAUAAUAUUUUUAUUAAUUCUACAAAAUUUAAAAAUAAAAAUAAAUUUAGUAGAAGUGUUAGAUUAUUAGAUAAAAAUGAAAGGGAAAAUAAAAAAUAUCCUUUAAUUGUUGGACCUGGUGAAAAAUUAAAUGUACCAACUAAAGGAGGAACAGUUCCCAUUGAAUGGUUUAAUCUUCGGAUUGUUGAUCCACAAAGAUUUGGUAGAAGAUUGGGAGAUUUACGUUUUGAGGUUGAUACUCGAAGAUUUUCUCGUCGUGCAGGUGGUGGGGGGAGGUUGUCUAAAACAGAAAAUGGAAAUUGGGUUACUCCAAAUUCUGAACAAUUUGAUUUGGAAGUAAAUGUUGAACAGCAAAAUGAAAAUAUUAAUGGGGGGAGAGAAACUCCAAAAAUUUUAAUUGAACCAAUUGGGGAGGCUAUUCAUUUAAAAAUUGGGAAAAGACUUCAACUUGGCCCUCAACAUUUACGCAUUUAUGACCCAGAUACACCAAAUGACCGUGUUUGGGUGAAUGUUGAAGAAAUAAGUAGUAACUCGCUUGAUUUAAUUGACAAAUUAGAUGCUCGUUUAAGACGGUUUUCACUUGCUGGAUUUCUCAAAGGAAAUGUUCAUUUAAUUGCUUUAGAAAAUUAUGAAGAAGAAAAUGAAGAUGAUAAAAAUGAAAAAAUGAAAAAUGAAGGAUUUAUAACAUUUUUAAGUUUUUUUGAAUUAAAUUUAGAAAAAAUUAGUUUUUUGGAGUGA